UAAUAAUCUACCGUUGCUUGCGACCUAUUGGAGCAGGCAAUCGAGUCACGCCUUCACCAUGGCAUUACCAUGCAGGUAGCACUAUAUAAACAUGUAAAGGUUCGACGGUCGAUCCAGGAGGCGAGUGAGUACUUCCAAGUCACUGGAUCCCAACUGGAAUUAUUAAAUAAAAAAAACAAAGAAAUGAUGAAAUUUUUGACCUUGGUUACCAUCUGUGUGGUGAUGAUGAGUGGCUCAUUAGUCGACGCUAAGCCUAGCUUCCGUCAACUUGUUUUGGGUAAAGCGGAUGAUUCUUGCGUCGGCAGAUGCGGAAUUGCCGGAACUGAUUUGACCAAGCCUUGCCAGUGCAAUCCAUCCUGUCAGCAAUACAACGAUUGUUGCGCUGAUUUCUUGCCAACUUGCAAUACUUGCGAGGGACGCUGCACAGCCGGUUACGACAGCAAAUGGCCGUGUCAGUGCAAUUCUGAAUGCAGUAACUACAACAACUGCUGCCCAGACAAACCAGAUCUUUGCGGAGGCACCGGUGGUGGAGCCGUAACGGAUGCUGAGCUUAGGGCUCUUUCCCAGCAGCUUCAUAUUGAUGACGUCAAUGCUGUCCAGGGUAUCGUCCUCAACAUGCAAUCGACCACGACAUCUGGCAGCACCACCGAUAAGGCUCCAUUGCCGUUGUUUUCGAGCGUUCCAGCUGAUGCCUUCUCUGGCCCAACAAUCAGCGCUCUGUUGGCCCUUUUCGACAAUUACGACGAGAAUUGCAAAGUGACUGAAGACGUUACACCUGAGGAAAUUGCCGAAGAUAAUGCUUUCCUGGACGCCAUCUUGGCUACUAGCGUCAUGCAGCAAGCUCAUCAAUUCCUCGUCUCUAAAGGUUUGGCUGAUGCUGACAUUGCUGUCUUCAAGGAGUACCUGCGUCAAAUUUGGCUCGGUCAAUACAACCGCGGUGGUGGAAUCGAAGGAUCUUCUGGAUUGGAGCACGUUUUCCUCGGCGAGAAGAACGGAAACAGCAUUUCUGGCUACCACGGCUGGAUCAAAUUCUACCAAGAUGAAUUGGCCGGAAGAAUGAACUACCUGGGCUACAUGGCCAAAAUCGAUCUCGGAGUGAGCUCCGUCAUUGAAAUGCCAAUGAAUUGGGACGGCAUCUACAAGUCAAUCAGUUCCAUCUCAGUCUCAGGCAGCCCCGAAAUCGAAUUGGCCGUUGCCACUGUUUGUUUCCUGGCCAGGCCCAAUUCCAAGUGCCCUCUUCAGGGCGCCGAUGGCACAGCCUAUGCUUACCAGACCUACACCCUUGACUACAAUGGCAAUACUUAUGUUGGUAGUGCUUACCCCACCUACUAAAUUUGUAAUGAGAUGAUUUGUAAUCGCCUCCCCAUUAAAUUGUCACCUGCCGAUAUUUUCAAAUUCUUUUCGCCAUACCUGUCACAAAAAUCAAGAAUUAAUUCAUGAUAGAAACGGGCUUGCGAAAUAAAACACAACGUCUACGUUAAA
This is a messenger RNA of Daphnia magna, 1482 nucleotides long. Its product is annotated as poly(U)-specific endoribonuclease-like. Bases 70 to 1332 code for a protein of 420 amino acids. Lineage: Eukaryota; Metazoa; Arthropoda; Branchiopoda; Diplostraca; Daphniidae. Gene Ontology annotation, molecular function: RNA endonuclease activity. The transcript is spliced from 7 exons. The record is from RefSeq and is a predicted model, not a curated record.